AUGGUCCGCAAGUUUGAUGGGAUUUCGAGGUCGACCUCUAAAACACUUUCACAGCACUCCUCUGCUACCCUUUCAUCAGAUAUAAAUUCGCUCGCUGCGUUUGAUGUUACUGCUCACACUCAGGGAGCAGACGGCAGAAAUGCGAUAAAGAAAAUAUCUUCUCUUUCUGCCAUGCGCCCUAAUGAUCUCGGUCUCACCUUAGUUCUUGCUCAACUACAGGUGGCGGAUGGAAACAUCAAUGCCGCAAUAUCCACGUUAGAGAAUUUCUCCAUGAAAUUGGAAGGAACUAGCGAUGACUCCGAUAAGGUGGUUCGGUUUAGCCCUGGGUUGGUCAACAUCCUUGUCACUCUGUACAGAAGUCAGGGUCGCAAACAUCAUAUAAAUUCCGAACUAUCGAAGGCUGCCAAGUAUUGGCAGGGGAAGGACCCUUCUAGCCAACCGAUAUCACUACUUCGCGGAGCGGCAAUAUCUCUCUUCAACUCUCAUGACUCGGCAGAUAUAUCUACUGCUACCGAAAUAUUUGCCAAUCUUCAUUCAAGAGAUGGCAGUGAUCGUAUCGCAACUGCAGGUUUCGUAGCCUCUCACGCUAUUUCCUCACCGGCCCUUGUUGAGUCCUCCCUUGAGUCUCUUUUGCCAGUUCAAGAGUUGAUUGCUGGUGUAGAUGUGUCGCAUCUGGAAGCGGCUGGUGUUCAACUACCUGCGAGCACAGCUGCCUCUGCACUAAAACAAGGCCAGAAACGGCGUUCAUCGGAUGCGUUAAAGAAAAAUAAAAGGAUUCGAAAACCCAAGAAUAUGGACCCUAACGAGAAAGUUGACCCCGAGAGAUGGCUUCCCCUGAGAGACAGAUCAAGCUACCGGCCUAAAGGGAAAAAGGGCAAACAAAGGGCACUUGAUCGAACACAGGGUGGUGUGGUCAAUGAUAAGGCAGAUGAUGACCACAGCUCACCUACACCUGUGAAGAGCACUAGCCAGGUAAUUGGGAGCAUGGGAGGCGCAAGGAAGAAAAAGGGAAAAGGAAAAAAGUAG
Trichophyton rubrum CBS 118892 is the source of this 1026-nucleotide messenger RNA. RefSeq names its product signal recognition particle subunit SRP72. The transcript has a single exon. The record is from RefSeq and is a predicted model, not a curated record. Lineage: Eukaryota; Fungi; Ascomycota; Eurotiomycetes; Onygenales; Arthrodermataceae. Gene Ontology annotation, cellular component: signal recognition particle, endoplasmic reticulum targeting. The coding region runs from base 1 to 1026 and encodes 341 amino acids. Gene Ontology annotation, biological process: SRP-dependent cotranslational protein targeting to membrane. Gene Ontology annotation, molecular function: 7S RNA binding; ribosome binding.